Molecule: messenger RNA, 998 nt
Organism: Drosophila ananassae
Lineage: Eukaryota; Metazoa; Arthropoda; Insecta; Diptera; Drosophilidae
Product: inositol monophosphatase 2
Exons: 2
Coding region: 53-907 (284 amino acids)
Biological process (GO): inositol metabolic process; signal transduction; phosphatidylinositol phosphate biosynthetic process
Molecular function (GO): inositol monophosphate 1-phosphatase activity
Source: RefSeq, a predicted model, not a curated record
GUAGGAAGAUAGUUUGGUCAGUUGAGUGCAAGGCCUCCAGCAGAGAGUUGCCAUGAGUUCCACGGUUAGCGAGUCGAAGCUCAAGGAGUACUACGAUGUGGCCCUGAAGCUGGUCCUCAAGUGCGGACCACUGAUGCAGGAGGGCUACCAGAAGGCCAAGAACGACUAUGUCGUCAAAGCGGAUUUCUACGACCUUGUCACCGUCUACGACAAGCAAAUCGAGGACAUUCUCACCGAGGGAUUGGUGGCCGCCUUCCCCGAUUCCCUAAUUAUUGGCGAAGAGGAGUCGGCAGCCUCCAAGCGACAGGCAGAGCUGACGGACGCACCCACCUGGAUCAUCGAUCCCAUUGAUGGCACCACCAACUUCAUCCACCGCAUUCCCCACUGCUGCAUCUCCGUGGGCCUGGCCAUCAACAAGGAACUGGUGGUGGGCGUCAUCUACAAUCCGCCGGCGAACGAGCUGUUUUCGGCGUACAAGGGUCAUGGAGCUUUCCUCAACGGCCAGCCCAUCCACACGUCCAAAGCGACGACGGUCAAACAAUCAGUGGUGGCCUACGAGAUCUCGCUCAUCCAUGCCGCUGGAGUGAGGGACAAGAACGUGAAGCGUCUCUACAAGCUGGCCUCGAAUGCCACUGCCACCCGGUGCUUCGGAAGUGCAGCUCUGACCCUCUGCUAUGUGGCCAGUGGACAGUGCGACGCCUAUCAUGUGGAGGACCUGAAGCCCUGGGACAUAGCUGCCGGUGCCAUUAUCCUCACCGAGGCUGGAGGAACUGUCUGCCACACCAGCGGAUCCGCGUUCGAUGUCAUGAAGCCGGACUGCGUGUGCGCCGCCACCCCGGAGCUGGCCAAGAAUGUGAUUAGUCUUAUCGAGGAGGCCAACCAGAUUACAGAGUACACGUUUAAGUAAAGAUAACCCCUAAUCCACUAUAAUAAUCAGUAUGCAAAACUUAUCCACUGUAACCCCCAUGUAAUCUAUUAAAGAACCUCAAGAAAGUGAA